This is a messenger RNA of Corylus avellana, 1589 nucleotides long. It is a transcript of the gene CICDH, whose product is annotated as cytosolic NADP+-dependent isocitrate dehydrogenase. Gene Ontology annotation, biological process: isocitrate metabolic process; NADP+ metabolic process. NCBI's taxonomy places the organism in Eukaryota, Viridiplantae, Streptophyta, Magnoliopsida, Fagales, Betulaceae. Gene Ontology annotation, molecular function: NAD binding; magnesium ion binding; isocitrate dehydrogenase (NADP+) activity. Gene Ontology annotation, cellular component: mitochondrion. The record is from RefSeq and is a predicted model, not a curated record.
CGUUCCUGCCUCUCCAACUGCGCUCCAUUCUUUCAACGCUCUUUGUCUUCAUACCAAUUCCUGCACGACUCUUUUCUGUCCAGAGCGUUUUGAGAAAAAAUGGCGUUCGAGAAGAUCAAGGUGGCCAACCCCAUCGUUGAGAUGGACGGAGACGAAAUGACUCGAGUAUUCUGGAAAUCAAUAAAGGAUAAGCUUAUUUUCCCCUUUCUGGAGUUGGACAUUAAGUACUUUGACCUUGGACUUCCUCAUCGUGAUGCCACUGAUGAUAAAGUUACUGUUGAAAGUGCAGAAGCUACUCUUAAGUAUAAUGUAGCAAUCAAGUGUGCAACUAUUACUCCAGAUGAAGCUCGUAUGAAGGAGUUUAACUUGAAGAACAUGUGGAAGAGUCCAAAUGGAACAAUUAGGAAUAUUUUGAAUGGUACUGUCUUCAGAGAACCAAUUAUUUGCAAAAACAUUCCUCGCCUUGUCCCAUGUUGGAACAAGCCUAUAUGCAUUGGAAGGCAUGCUUUUGGUGAUCAAUACCGAGCAACUGAUACUGUUAUUAAAGGAGCGGGGAAAUUGAAACUGGUGUUUGUACCAGAAGGAAAAGAGGAGAAGACAGAGUUUGAGGUUUUCAACUUUACAGGUGCUGGAGGAGUGGCAUUGUCUAUGUAUAACACUGAUGAGUCUAUCCGUUCUUUUGCUGAGGCUUCCAUGAACACUGCCUAUGAGAAAAAGUGGCCACUUUAUCUUAGCACAAAGAAUACCAUUCUUAAGAAGUAUGAUGGAAGAUUCAAGGACAUAUUUCAAGAAGUUUACGAGGCCAACUGGAAAUCAAAGUUUGAGGCUGCUGGCAUAUGGUAUGAACACCGUCUCAUUGAUGAUAUGGUGGCUUAUGCUAUCAAGAGCGAUGGAGGUUAUGUAUGGGCAUGCAAGAACUAUGAUGGUGAUGUCCAGAGUGAUUUCUUAGCCCAAGGGUUUGGAUCUCUUGGAUUGAUGACAUCUGUACUGGUUUGUCCAGAUGGAAAGACCAUAGAAGCGGAAGCUGCCCAUGGAACGGUUACACGGCAUUAUAGGGUUCAUCAGAAAGGAGGUGAAACCAGCACAAACAGCAUAGCCUCAAUCUUUGCUUGGUCACGAGGGCUUGCACACAGGGCAAAGCUGGAUGAGAAUCCUAGACUCUUGGAUUUCACUGAGAAACUAGAAGCAGCUUGUAUUGGAGCUGUGGAAUCUGGAAAGAUGACCAAGGAUCUUGCACUUAUUAUCCAUGGACCUAAGCUUGCUAGGGAACACUAUCUGAAUACAGAGGACUUCAUUGAUGCUGUUGCGGCGAACCUUAGAGCAAAACUUUAAGCAUGCUUGAAGUGGAUAGGCACCAUGAAGAAUGAGAAGUCGUUUGGUAACUUGAUAUAAUAUUAGGGAGCAAUAAAACAUUUGUUGGGGGGGUGGGGGGGUGGGUGGGGUUGGACGUUUGGUGCCUUCAUGUGGUGAAGUUUUGCGGGGCUAAUUCUGAUUGCUUUAACAGAGCUCUCAACUCUUGAUCAUCUUAAAUCUCAUUUUCAUAGCAGACUGAUGCUCUGCAUGCUUGAAAUGAAUUUGGUUUUAUCGAA